UAUUAGACAUUAGACAUUUAUUAGAUUUGCGGAAGAUAAGACAAAAUGGAUCGAUUCGUGUGGUCAAACGGACUGCUUGAGAUGAACGAAACUUUAGUAAUUCAACAAAGAGGUGUGAGACUGUACGACGGAGACGAAAAGGCUAAACUAGAUGUUGGGGUAGUUCUCUUGAGCACCCAUCGGUUAAUUUGGAGAGAUCAGAAGAAUCAUGAGUGCUGUAUAGCUAUACCACUGUCACAAAUCAUAUUUUUUGAGGAACAAGCUGCGGGUAUUGGUAAAAGUGCAAAGAUUGUCAUCCACUUGCAUCCAGCCUCUGCCAAUAAAGAACCAGGGCCGUACCAGCACAGCAAGUACUCCUACAUCAAACUGUCCUUUAAGGAACAUGGGCAGAUUGAGUUCUACAGACGACUAACGGAGGAGAUGACGCAGAAGAGGUGGGAGAAUACUCCAGCAUCUCAGCCUAUUCCCACGGCAACAGGAUCUCAGGCAGGAAGGACACGCGCAGUCGGGAUAGUGGGCAUUGAGCGGAAGAUAGAGGAGAAAAGGAAAGAAACGGACAAAAACAUUUCAGAGGCGUUUGAGGAUCUCAGUAAACUUAUGAUUAAGGCCAAAGAAAUGGUGGAGCUGUCUCGUUCCAUAGCCAGCAAAAUCAAAGACAAGCAGGGAGACAUCACAGAAGAUGAGACAAUCCGCUUCAAGUCCUAUUUACUGAGCAUGGGUAUUGCUAACCCUGUUACCAGGGAAACGCAUGGCUCAGGCACUCACUACCACAUGCAGCUGGCCAAACAGCUGGGGGACAUGCUGCAGGCACCACUGGAGGAGCGUGGGGGUAUGAUGGCUCUCACUGAAGUUUACUGCCUGGUUAAUCGGGCCAGAGGGAUGGAGCUUCUCUCUCCUGAGGACUUGGUGAACGCCUGUAAAAUGUUUGAGACGCUGAAGCUUCCGUUAAGGUUACGGGUGUUCGAUAGCGGAGUCAUGGUUGUUCAGCUGCAGUCUCACAGCGAGGAGGAGAUGAUAGCCUCUGCGUUAGAUAAUGUGUCUGAGAAGGGAUCACUCACUGCUGAAGAGUUUGCCAAGCUUCUAGGACUGUCUGUUCUUCUAGCCAAAGAGAGGUUGCUGCUGGCAGAAAAAAUGGGACAUCUAUGCAGGGACGACUCGGUGGAAGGCCUUCGUUUUUAUCCCAAUUUGUUUUGACACGUUCGGCCAAUGUUUUAUCAAUGUUCCUUUCCUGUAGGCCCCUCAGGCCCAGCCUAAGGGAGCUGAUUGUCCUUUAAACUGGGAGUGGAGCUCUAAAACUCUUCCUCCCUGGACCCCCCAUCACACUCUCUCUCUCUCUCUCUCUCUCUCUCUCUCUCUCCCUCUUUCUUUCUCUCUGGUGCUCUCUUUCUUUCUCCUCCUCACAGCUGUGCAGUUUCAACAUGUGCAAAGAUUCAGUAAUGUUCACCAGGGUACUUUUUUCAUUUUACAUAAUCUUCUAAGGCUGUGAAGAAAUCAAUGUUACCAGCUUUGUAUGGUGGAACGGUCCUUUAUGCAAAUUCAGGAAGU
Molecule: messenger RNA, 1545 nt
Organism: Chanos chanos (milkfish)
Lineage: Eukaryota; Metazoa; Chordata; Actinopteri; Gonorynchiformes; Chanidae
Gene: vps36
Product: vacuolar protein sorting 36 homolog
Exons: 14
Coding region: 46-1194 (382 amino acids)
Biological process (GO): protein transport to vacuole involved in ubiquitin-dependent protein catabolic process via the multivesicular body sorting pathway
Cellular component (GO): late endosome membrane; ESCRT II complex
Molecular function (GO): phosphatidylinositol-3-phosphate binding; ubiquitin binding
Source: RefSeq, a predicted model, not a curated record